UUUUUCUUUCUUUUUGGCUUCUAGAGUAAAAUUGAGAAGAUACAAAAAAUGCAAGAAGAAUCUGCGGCCGGUUUCAUCAAGACUCAGUUCUUGAUGGAACAGAUGGUCUUCUCCCAAGACAGAUGUUACAGGAAUUAUAUAGAGAACAUCUUCCGAAAUAAGUACAACCCUCAACAAGCAGCUCAGCGCUCGGACAUUUUGCUGACCUUGGCCAAAGAGUUGACCUAUUAUGUACAGGCUUAUUUAAAAGGAGCAGCCGACCGCCUCUCCAAUCAGAUCCCCAUGAUCAUCCAGUUUUACGUUUUAAAACAACAUUCGGAACUGCUACAGAAGGAGAUGCUGCAGCUCCUGCAUGACAGAGACCAGCACAACGAGCUUCUACAGGAGGACGAAGAGCUCUCCAACAACAGGAAUUUCCUGAGCCAAAAGAAGAAGCGCUUGUCUGAUGGACAUGACCGGCUGCUGUGUUUUCUAGGUUCCACAAAGGAUAUCUAACUCAUAUAGAAUGAUAGGGAUAUGUAAGGGUAUUGGUGAGAUAGAUAGAUAGAUAGAUAGAUAGAUAGAUAGAUAGAUAGAUAGAUAGAUAGAUAGAUAGAUAGAUAGAUAGAUAGAUAGAUAGAUAAUUUUUUAUUUACUGCUAUGUUCAAUUAUAUACAGGAUAUGUAUGGGUAUUGGUGAAAUAGAUAGAUAGAUAGAUAGAUAGAUAGAUAGAUAGAUAGAUAGAUAGAUAGAUAGAUAGAUAGAUAGAUAGAUAAUUUUUUAUUUACUGCUAUGUUCAAUUAUAUACAGGAUAUGUAAGGGUAUUGGUGAGAUAGAUAGAUAGAUAGAUAGAUAGAUAGAUAGAUAGAUAGAUAGAUAGAUAGAUAGAUAUUUUUUUAUUUACUGCUAUGUUCAAUUAUAUACAGGAUAUGUAAGGGUAUUGGUGAGAUAGAUAGAUAGAUAGAUAGAUAGAUAGAUAGAUAGAUAGAUAGAUAGAUAGAUAGAUAGAUAUUUUUUUAUUUACUGCUAUGUUCAAUUAUAUACAGGAUAUGUAUGGGUAUUGGUGAAAUAGAUAGAUAGAUAGAUAGAUAGAUAGAUAGAUAGAUAGAUAGAUAGAUAGAUAGAUAGAUAGAUAGAUAAUUUUUUAUUUACUGCUAUGUUCAAUUAUAUACAGGAUAUGUAAGGGUAUUGGUUAGAUAGAUAGA
This is a messenger RNA of Pseudophryne corroboree (corroboree frog), 1184 nucleotides long. RefSeq names its product interferon-induced GTP-binding protein Mx2-like. The coding region runs from base 49 to 495 and encodes 148 amino acids. Gene Ontology annotation, molecular function: GTP binding; GTPase activity. The transcript is spliced from 2 exons. NCBI's taxonomy places the organism in Eukaryota, Metazoa, Chordata, Amphibia, Anura, Myobatrachidae. The record is from RefSeq and is a predicted model, not a curated record.